AUGAUGAAUAUCGUCAUAAUAUCAAUCGUUGAAAAAAAAGGUGUAUUUAAUUUAGAUGAUAUUAUUCAAAUACUUCGUGAUGAACGAAUGAAAGAUAUCUGUGUUAUUGAAAUUUCACCAGAACAACAAUAUGUUCGAUAUCUAAUAUUAGCUACUGCUUUUAGUGCCCGUCAUUUGAAAAGUACAAGUGAAUAUAUUAAUAAAUUAAAAUCAAAUGAUCCUUAUCUAAGUAAUGAAUGUCUUGAUGGUUCAAGAUGGCAUCAUAUGGAUAUAGGUUCAGGAAUAUUUCAAGAUCCACCAUCACGAAAACAUAUGACAUUAGAUGAUCUUCCACAUAAAAAAAAUGUAGAAGAACAAACAAAUAUUGAAGUUGAAAAAGAAUUUAUUAAUUUACCAAGUGAUCCAAAACCACCAGUUUAUAAAGAACAAAAAGUUAAUUAA
Molecule: messenger RNA, 441 nt
Organism: Rotaria sordida
Lineage: Eukaryota; Metazoa; Rotifera; Eurotatoria; Philodinida; Philodinidae
Source: the annotation of a GenBank genome assembly